CGCAGCACCGGCGGUGUCGCAGCUUCCCCCAUGGCCUCGCUCCCGCGCCUCCUGCUGCCGCGCCAGCCCCUGCUGCGCCCAACGCGCCUCGCGCAAUCGCACCGCCUCCUGCUGCUCCCCGCAUCCGCCCGCCAUGUCUCCAACGCGCGCCAGCUCUCCGCCGAGUUCGAGCGCCGCCGCGCCGCUGCCGCAAGCACAAAACAACACGUCAUCCCCCAGCCCGACAAGUACCGCGCGCCGUCGCACGGCAAGACAAUCCGCCGCUCCGAUGCGGGCGUGGGCAAGGUGUACGGGCCCAAGCCGACCGAGGAGGAUCGCAAGCGCAUGGCGACGAAGAAGUACCCCAACAUGAUGAGUCCCGAGGGGACCUUUAGCCACUGGUUUCUGAACAACCGCGCGAUCCACACGUGGAUUACUAUGGGCAUCCUCGUCUCGCUCGCCGUAGCCGCAUGGUACAUGGACUUCAUGGCCAAGACCGUCUACGCGGAGCUCGUGCCCGACCGCCGCGAGUUUUUGCGCCACCCUGUGCAGAGCACGAAGCGCUUCGUCGAGGUCUACAAGAUGCAUAUGGCGCAGACGAGCCAGGUAUACUCGGAACAGCGCCUGAAGAAGGCCGAGGAUGUUGAGAAGCGGAAGCUGUACAGGCUGGAGAGGCAGCGGAUGGCCGAGGAGAUGGGCGAGGAGUAUGUGACGGACUCGAGGUACUACAUUGGCGAGGAUGGAGUAAGAAGGCGGAGGGUCAAGAGGUGGUUCGGUAUCUGGGAGUAGGUUGCCACCAUCUAGACAGUGCCUGUGGGUCAUGCAAGACAAAUGACAACAGAGAAACGCGGAGAGGAGGACCAUGUGUACGAUAGGCGAGGGGUGGAGGAGGAUGACCUGGCAUGGUGCGUGGGCGCUCAUCCUGGAAGCAAGAGAUCGACAAAUGGACAACUGGAGACUCUACAGUCGCAGUGUGUGUCAGAGGAACGCAAGCAGAUGAUAGAACCAGGCCACCUUCUGAAGCCCAAGGUUGCAAGUCAUGUACAGAAACAUGUAUACGUAUAUAUACCACCCAACAAGAACAGCACUUCUUCCAUCAA
Boeremia exigua is the source of this 1079-nucleotide messenger RNA. RefSeq lists its product as uncharacterized. The transcript is spliced from 2 exons. Bases 31 to 768 code for a protein of 245 amino acids. The record is from RefSeq and is a predicted model, not a curated record. Lineage: Eukaryota; Fungi; Ascomycota; Dothideomycetes; Pleosporales; Didymellaceae.